AUUUUUAACCAUCUUAAGUAUACAUAGCAUUUCCUAUAAAGUCUUCUUCUGCACAUCAAUCGGAGGCAUUGUCUUUUAUAAAUCGUAUUCUAAAAGUUUCCAAUAUGAAGGCCGCUUUACUUUUACUAGUUUUUAUCUGUUUUUUAAAUAGGAUCUAUACCAGACCAAAUAUUUUUAAAUUCAAAGACGCCAAACGAAUCCAUGCCGCAUGUCAAGCAAACUUCGAAACACAUGUCAACGAAUACCUUGAAAAGCUUCAAGAAUUUGACAAGAUUGAAGUUCCCAAUAUGGCGAAGCAUACACUCUGUAUGAACAUUAAUGCCGGACUACAAUACGAAAACGGUGAUAUUGCAGUUGAGAGAUUAAGAAGCGACUUGGAAGAGGUUUCAAUCAACGAAAAUAAAAUCAACGAAGUUGUUGAUACUUGUGGUGUUCGAGCCCCAGGAAGCCCUGAAGAUGCAGCUAUGGCUUUUGGCAAAUGUCUAUGCAGUCAAUGGCCUCAACAUGCAAUAUGUGUUUGCAGCACAUAGGGGCAGCGAAAAACAUUUUUUAUAUAAAUAUAUAUCAAUAAAUGAAUGGGACCUUUA
Diabrotica virgifera virgifera (western corn rootworm) is the source of this 587-nucleotide messenger RNA. RefSeq lists its product as uncharacterized. Gene Ontology annotation, molecular function: odorant binding. The transcript has 2 exons. NCBI's taxonomy places the organism in Eukaryota, Metazoa, Arthropoda, Insecta, Coleoptera, Chrysomelidae. The record is from RefSeq and is a predicted model, not a curated record. The coding region runs from base 105 to 530 and encodes 141 amino acids.